Erinaceus europaeus (western European hedgehog) is the source of this 3103-nucleotide messenger RNA. RefSeq names its product RUN and FYVE domain containing 4 (gene RUFY4). The transcript is spliced from 13 exons. Gene Ontology annotation, biological process: positive regulation of macroautophagy. The record is from RefSeq and is a predicted model, not a curated record. NCBI's taxonomy places the organism in Eukaryota, Metazoa, Chordata, Mammalia, Eulipotyphla, Erinaceidae. Bases 1015 to 2595 code for a protein of 526 amino acids.
GGCGCAAGGAGGGGCUGGGAGACUGAAGGAGCGACGGGGGAAGCUGGAAACAGAUAAAGAGAAGUAAUGAGGGAGAGACAGAGAGACUGAGAUACUGGGGGACAGAGAAGGAGAGGGACAGGGCCUCUGCAGGGGGAGGCGGCAUUCCAGAAGCUGAAGACCAGACUUCGUGCAACCUGCGCCCGUGUUUCCCUGCCUCCUGGGAUUCAGGGAAGGUAGUCCUCCUGGGUGCCUGUCCCGCCGCUUUCUCUGCCCCCCAAUACCAGCCCACCCUGAAAAACUCCAAAGCGCGAGGUGGAAAGACAAAGGAGAAAGCAGAGGACAGUCAGCGGGGCCUCAGAGGGGGCCGCGCACAGGUGGCUGGGCCACACCUGUACUCAGCAUCGCACCUGUGCUCCCCCCCCAUCCUGGGGUAGGGCGGUAUCGAGGCUGAGAAGAUGGCACGGGUGUGCAUCACUCAUGUGGGCCCGCUUUGGAGACCGAAGUGGGGAGCAGAGAGACAGGUGGGAGACCCCUGCCCUCUCCUCACCCGCAACUUUGCUAAGUGACGCAGGAGACCCGCAGACUUUCAGGUAUGGCGGCAUCGCGGCCCGCUUCCGCCACCUGCUGGCGACAAGGCAGAAAGACGCGGUGAGCGACGGGGGAAGCCCCAGCAGGCAACUCCCCAAGGUGCAUCCUGAAUGAUAGGGGCGUCCUGGGGCCCUGUUCAGGUCUGCCUUCCAGAAACCCUCUCCCGCUCACCCAAGCUGCCCCGUUGCCCUUGACCCGGCCUCUGCUGCUCCUCCCCGCGGGAGCGGACUUCCCCUCAGGGCUGGGCAGUGAGUCACCGCCCCAGGGAGGCACACCCCAGGAGGGCACAGCGGGCCCCACCGGCACGAGUGAGAGCUCCCCAGGACCCCCUAGCUUUCGGGGUGAGCUGGAUCUGUCUCCUGCUGUGUGACCUUGAGCCACCCCCAGCCAUCUCUGUGCUUUGACUCCUGGGCAUAGUGGGGAGGCCCUUCCUGAGUCACAUCCAUGGAGGGCGAGGAAACUGCUCACCAGCUCACCAGGGACCUGAAAGCCGCUGUCUCAGCCAUCAUCCAGGGUCACGGGGCCGGGCCACCUGUGACAGACACCAGCGCUGAGCUGCACGGGCUUUGCGGCUGCCUGGAGCGCCUGCUGCAGUUCGACCUGAAAGAGCAGAGGGGCUUCCUGCGGGCUCGUAGAGAUUACUGGGACUUCCUCUGUGCGGCCCUGUGGUGCCAGCGUGGGGACACCGAGCCUAUCCUCUUCGUGCGCUCCCAGGACAAGCUGCGGACCUCGCUGGGGAGGGGCCGCGCCUUCAUCCGCUUCUGCCUGGCCCACCAGCAGCUGGCUGAGUCACUGCAGCUCUGCCUCCUGGACCAGGCGCUUGCCAGGGACUGGUAUGGCCCUCGGAGCCCCCUGUGCUGCCCUGAGCUCCAGCAGGGUCUCCUGGAUGCUCUCUAUGCCCUCAACGGGGUGACCUUCCACUUGGACCUGCAGCGGCCAGACCUGGACGGUGCCUGGCCCUUGUUCUCAGAGUCCUGCAGCUCCGACACCAGCGAGAGCCAGGCACAAAGGCCCAGAAAGACCAAAGUCUUCCCCAAAGAGGUGCAAAAACCCAAGCACAGAGAGGUCAAGUUCAGCGAGAAGGAUCAUAGGGGUGAGAUCCCAGCUGCAUCUGGAGGCCUCAGAGGAGGCCACGUGGGGAGAUCACACCCCCAUGAAGCUCGAAGUCUGCAAGAUGCACCCAGAGAGGCCCAACUGACGGGACCCACGCAUCCACCUGCCUGCUUGGAAAAGACAAGCCUUGGGGUCCCCCAGGGAAUGUGGGGAGUAGAUAACUGGGAGUCACUUCAGCAAAGCCCAAAGAAUGGGACCCCAAGAAUGGAAGUCCACCUGGGGAACUCAACGGCCAGCAUCCAGGGACAGCGGGAGGGGGUCACAGGGGUUUGGAAAGCAGUGACAGGGACAGAGACUGAGGGAAGAGAGGUCUCCCUCAGUGCUGAGGGCCAGAGGACCACAGAGGGGCCUCACGGUGCCAGGACAGAAGAAGAGGGUCACAUGCAAACGCAUCCAGCCUCCAGCUCCGGGGGAACCAAGGAGAACCUGCCAGGGAGCAGGCAGGGAGGGGAGGCCUUGCAGGAUGUGGUUGAGAGCCUGAGGUGUGAUCUCCAGAAGGCCCAGGAGUGGGCCCAGCACCAGAAGUGGCUACUGGAGGGGCAGCUGGAGGUUCUGCGAGAGCAGCUCAGCAGGUCUCAGGCAGAGCUGGAGCAGGAGCGGAGAGAAGCAGAGAGGAGGAUGAAGUUGCAUGAGGAGGAGCUGGGGGCACAGCGGGACCUGGUCAACACCAUGAAGAAGCGGGUGCUGGAGCUGAUCCAGGAGAAGGAUGCUCUGUGGCAGCAGCUCCAGCAUGUGACCUCCAUGGCCCCUGGUUGCUGUGUGGUCUGCAACAAGGAGUUCCGCCGGCUGUCCCGACGGUACCCGUGCAGGGUCUGCCAAGGCCUGCUGUGCCAUGCCUGCUCUGUGGAUUACAAGGCCAGAGGGCGCCGCUGCCCACCAUGUGCCCAGAAAGGAGAAGCCCAGCUCCUGUGACCAAGGCCCGCCCAGACAGGCCACCUCACCCCACCAGGCGGCCCUUCCCACCCUAUGGACAGACCCUCCUACAUUUUGGAAAUCGGUGAGCUGAGGUGGACAGCACUGUGGGGACAGACUGAGGUGUGGGCAUCGGAGAGGGGAGGCUGGUGGGCAGGAGAUGUAUGCCAGCCCCCGUGCCCACCACAGAGGAGCUGUGCCCAGCCACCAUCUUCUCUAAAGUCCCUUCAGGCUCAGUAAGUACUCACCCAAGUGGGAGCCAGGGGCCCCACUGUCCCCUGUCUCUCCUAUCCCCCCGCCUUACCUGGCCCUCACAAUGCUUCACAGGGCUCGCGAUCCUCUGGAGCCUCCUGACAUGAGUCUGAUUGAGAUUUGUCUAAUUUUCAGUAGCUUUGUCCAGGUACAAUGAAGAGAUUGUGUCAUGUGAACUGUUCAGUUUGAGGAGUGCUGCCUGUAGCGUGCACCCUGAAACCAUUGCUAUGUUCAGAUAAUAAACAUUCCCAUCUGA